AUGGAGUGUGUGUUUUCGAGAAUAAAUGAUAUUACGCACGACGACGGUAGGCCACGAUUACCAAUCGAUGGAUAUGAAGGUGUGCCUCUGGUGUCAUUAGAAGUAGCGGUUGAACCACUUGUCUCCUUGUUUCCUGACGAUAGCCUUUCAACAAGAGUAACGAUAGCAAAACAACGGUGUCAAAAUCCUGCCGAUGGCUUAUCUCCAGAUGAAUCUGCAUCGAUCAUGCUCUAUACCAUCGAAUGGCCGCAUCGUGCGCAAAGUCUCUACUACAUUUUGAACAAGACAUUACGUGAAGAAAAUCGCGAACUUUUAAGACCAUGGUUUGCAUAUCUGAGACUAUUGAUUGAUGCACUCGUGCAGCUUCCUUUAUUUAACGACGUAGUCUACCGCGGUGUUAAAAGGAAUCUGACAGCUGACUAUCCACCCAAUACGCAAUUGACAUGGUGGAGUUUUAGCUCGUGUACUAGUGAUUUUCGUGCUCUCGAAUGUGAGGAAUUUUGUGGUACAAAUGGUCCUCGAACAAUCUUUCAUAUUAAAAGUGAACAUGCACGAGACAUCAGAAAUCACUCAUACUACGGAUCUGAAAACGAAAUCUUGUUAUUACCCGGUCGAUAUUUGAGCAUAAAGAAUCAUGCGAAUCUUGGAAAUGGACUAUAUAUAAUACACCUUGAGGAAGUUGAUCCUCCUUAUAAACUCAUCUCAUUACCCCCUGUUAAACCAUGGCAGCAAAUCAAACCAGGUGCAUCUCUUCUUGGCAAAUGUAUCAGUUCAGGAUGUCAGGCAUACAGAAAGGAAGUGACUAUACCAAUCGAUAUCGAAUGCUACGAUAUUGUUAAGGAUUCACGUACACUUGCACAAUGUCCAAUGUGUCGACAACAUGUGAACAUAUCCAAAUUGGGUUUUAAUAGAUGUCAAUGGAAGUUACAUGGUAUUAUACAACAAGAUAGUAUUAAUCCACCUAAGCCUUUUUUAAAAGAAUGGACACCGGCACCUCGACAUUCAUUGGUUCAAUACGAUUUAUCACAAAAAAAUGCGUUAUGUUGGCGCCAACUGAUGAUAGAAAUAACAUCAGAAGACUAG
This is a messenger RNA of Adineta ricciae, 1083 nucleotides long. Lineage: Eukaryota; Metazoa; Rotifera; Eurotatoria; Adinetida; Adinetidae. The record is from the annotation of a GenBank genome assembly.